Hyalella azteca is the source of this 1724-nucleotide messenger RNA. RefSeq lists its product as uncharacterized. Lineage: Eukaryota; Metazoa; Arthropoda; Malacostraca; Amphipoda; Hyalellidae. The coding region runs from base 10 to 717 and encodes 235 amino acids. The record is from RefSeq and is a predicted model, not a curated record. The transcript is spliced from 7 exons.
CCCUCGUAUAUGGGUCAUCAUCGUAUCGGCCCAUGCACCAUGACGUAUCAGCGCUACGCCCGCUCAUUGCUCAAGCUGUGGGAAGAAAGUGGGUCACAAUUUGGACACUAUGAUCCAUUAAAUUUUGUGAGUGCUUGUGCCCAGAUGGCGGGGCGGUUCGUGGAGGUCGGGGCUCAGGAUGGGGAAUUUAUGUCCUUCACAGCACACCUCGACCGCCGGGGCUUCGAGGGGCUGCUUAUUGAACCCAACCCCAGGGUAAUUACCGGUGAUUACCGUGCUCCUGUUGGGUUAAUUACCGUACCUAUGAAGAUGCCGUUAUGGUUACGGCACAAUUCCGGCAACUUACCGCCGCUGCUGAACCGGGUGCAGGAAGGCAGCAAUAGACUACUAACUUACGUUGCUAAGGAGGACCAAGAGCUGGGCUACCAAGUGAUGGUGCAGUGCCUCCCCCUCACCACCAUGAUCCAGGCCGCCUUCCGCACCACUCAGGUGGAUCUCCUCACAAUCUCCACGCACGGUGGAGAGCUGGAUAUUCUCUCCACCAUCGUCAAGGAUGUCCUUAUUCGGAUGUUGGUGGUGAUGGCACCGAUGGCAAGUGAAGAGGAGAUGACGUUCCUCAAGAACGUCACGCAGAGCAUGAACCAUACGAUGAUAUACAGCAAGUCUAAUGUGCACAUCUUCCUGCCCAGCGCUGAAGUGCAAAUCACGGCGGUGUGAAGUGCUGAAGUGCAAAUCACGGCGGUGUGAAGUGCUGAAGUGCAAAUCACCGCGGUGUGAAGUGCUCUGAUGUGCACAUCUUCCUGCCUAGUGCUGAAGUGCAAAUCACGGCGGUGUGAAGUGACAAAAAGCACUUCAAACGGCGGUGUGAAGUGCUGAAGUGCACAUCACGGCGGUGUGAAGUGCUGAAGUGCAAAUCACGGCGGUGUGAAGUGCUGAAGUGCAAAUCACGGCGGUGUGAAGUGAAGUGCACAUCACGGCGGUGUGAAGUGCUUUAAGUGCACAUCACGGCGGUGUGAAGUGCUUUAAGUGCACAUCACGGCCGUGUGAAGUGCUUUAAGUGCACAUCACGGCGGUGUGAAGUGCUUUAAGUGCACAUCACAGCGGUGUGAAGUGCUUUAAGUGCACAUCACGGCGGUGUGAAGUGCUUUAAGUGCACAUUACGGCGGUGUGAAGUGCUUUAAGUGCACAUCACCGCGGUGUGAAGUGCUUUAAGUGCACAUCACGGCGGUGUGAUGUGCGUUAAGUGCACAUCACGGCGGUGUGAAGUGCUCUGAAGUGCACACUACAGCUGUUUGAAGUGCUUUACAAAUUAUAAAAUAAAUUUACAGACAAGCAAUGGUCUUCCUAUAAAAUAUCAAGUGCAUCGUAUACAUUUACAGACCUUCUAGGUAUAGACCAUACAAAGUAUAGGGUCAUUUACAGACCUUAGUAUGUAAAUGGUCUAUAAAUAUAAUGUACUUUUCACGGCACGCGCUAAGACCAAAUUAGCAAUUCGGAAAAAAAUGUCAAUCUCAAGCAGUAAUAUAAUUGAAUUAUUGAACAAAAACUAUUCAACGAUGGUAUAGAAAUGUUGUUUAAUCAUAAAAAAAUUAUCUAUGUUAUUUUGACAUGGAAAAGUUCGCACAACAAUCAUGCUAUACCCUCGACAUGCGUGUGCAAAACAUUUUAGUUAACUUAAUAGUUUUUAAUCUUGUUAAUAAUUUUUUUAAAAAUCAUUGAUUGUU